AUGCGCCUGAUGAGAUACGCGUACACCGUAGAAUACGUUCCUGGCAAGGAGCAGAUCGCUGCAGAUGCGCUUUCCCGCAAUCCACUCCGAUAUGCAGACCCUUCGACACUGGAGCAAGAACUUCACUGCUACGUCAAUCUGCUCGAGAAAACCCUCCCUGUGACGUCAACGAGUCUGAAGGCCAUCGCCACGGAGCAAACAAAGGACAGAACUUGCCAGACGCUGGUUAUGUUCAGCACUCAAGGAUGGCCAUCUCGGCGUGACCUAAAUCCGGAACUCAAACACUUCUGGGAAUAUAGGGACGCCAUCGCCUUCGAGAACUCCUUGCUGAUGUAUAAAGGUAGAAUUGUCGUACCCCUAUCAUAUCAGAAGUACAUCUUACAACAGAUCCACUUAGAGCAUCAAGGCAUCGUAAAAUGUAAAGCGAGGGCGAGGGACAGCGUCUACUGGCCCGGGAUAGGACAUGAUAUCGGUAUUUUUGUCAGCAGUUGCCCUGCGUGUAAGCAGCACGCGCUGAAUAGGAAGAAACCGUGUUUGACGACGAAAUUCCCCCGAAGACCGUGGCAGAAGGUCGCUAUGGAUCUUUUCUUCAUCAAGGGUCGUUGGUGGUUGGUUGUGACCAACUAUUACUCACGAUUUCCUGAAAUCGCCCUGUUAAGAAGCACCUCAUCGGAAACAGUGUUCGAACACUGUAAGUCCAUCUUCUCUCGCCACGGUAUUCCUGAUGAGGUAAUCUCUGACGACGGUCCACAGUUUUCUGGUGCGCAGUCAUCAGCAUUUAAGAACUUUGCCGCCACAUACAAAUUUCGUCACACUACAUCGAGUCCGCAUUACCCCCAGAGUAACGGCCUCGCGGACGCGGCAGUGAAAAUCAUCAAGAAUUCCUUGAAGAAAACAGAUGAUCCCUAUGAGUCGCUCUUAGCAUACCGGACAUCUCCCCUGGCCAACGGUUACAGCCCUUCGAAACUUCUGAUGGGCCGCAAGUUACGUAGUACUAUCCCAAUCUCUCCUGAAGUACUUUUGCCCAAGACGCCGAACUACGAUGACCUGAGGAAGCGGGAGGAGCUGUUAAAGUUCAAACAAGCCACCUGGUACAACACCCGACAUGGUGUUCGACAUCUGCCACGAGUCGAAGUUGGAGAUAGGCUAUGGAUAAUAGACCUUAAACGCCAAGGAGUCGUCAAAAGUACAGCUACAACUCCUAGAUCGUUCUGGGUGGCUACGAGGGGCAAAGAAGUACGUCUAACGCGGACCCAUCUUGUAGCGUAUAAGAAAGACACCUCUAACAGUGACGAUGCCCUCUCCGUGACAAGUGAUACUUCAGUUUCUCGCCAAGAAACCCCGAGCUCAGCCACGGGUUUGCCUGAUUCAACGAACCAUGCAGGGACAGCAAGUGAAGCAAGCGACCGUGCCAGUGACUGA
Molecule: messenger RNA, 1422 nt
Organism: Ornithodoros turicata
Lineage: Eukaryota; Metazoa; Arthropoda; Arachnida; Ixodida; Argasidae
Exons: 1
Coding region: 1-1422 (473 amino acids)
Biological process (GO): DNA integration
Molecular function (GO): nucleic acid binding
Source: RefSeq, a predicted model, not a curated record